Messenger RNA from Dioszegia hungarica, 816 nucleotides. RefSeq lists its product as uncharacterized. The coding region runs from base 1 to 816 and encodes 271 amino acids. Lineage: Eukaryota; Fungi; Basidiomycota; Tremellomycetes; Tremellales; Bulleribasidiaceae. The transcript has a single exon. The record is from RefSeq and is a predicted model, not a curated record.
AUGCGAUUCUCAACCACCUACUCCCGCCCGAUCCUGACCCCACUGGGGCAGCGGCUCCUCAUCCUCUCCGAGCGUAAGCUGUAUGACCUCGACGCCCCCAUCGGGACGCGCGAGUCCGGUACCACCCUCCUCCGCACCAUCCUCGUCCAGCAGACCGUCCGGGCUGCGUGGGAUGCGGUCGACCAGGGGCGCCAGGGUGGCCUGAACGACUGGUCUUCGCCUACCGCGAUGGGCCUGGACGUCCUCGGCGAGGAGGAUGAGGAAGAGGCGGAAAGUCUGGCGGAGAAGGAGGACAGGUGGUUCGAAGAUCUCCUGUCGGACCUAGGAGAGGAGGAGGAACCGCCGGCCUACGUCUACUCCCUUUCGGCCUCUUCGUCUACUCCGUCGUACACCCUUUCCCCCGCGGUCGCAACCGUACAGGUCCUCUCGGCGGAUACGACCCCUUCCGCCUUUGAGGCAGCCCUCGGUCCCACUUCUCACAUCGAAUACAUCCUUCCCUCACUCGACCUCUCUCCUCCCUGCUCCCUCCCCAUCACUCCCACGGACGAAACUACCAACCCGGACCUUCUGCCCCUAGACGAGCUGGACGAGUACGACGACCUCGUCCUCCCUCCCCUCAUGCGCCGCUCGUGGUCCAGCGACAGCUCGGACUCGGACGAGUGCCCUACUCCCCGGCUGGACUCCGCGGAGCUUGAGGAUGUGACCGGCGGAUAUGACUGGAAGUGGGGCGGCGGGGAGGUAGAAGCGGAGGAGGAUGAGUGGGAUAUGGGGAUGCUUGGGCGGACGUCUGGGGGGGUCCGGCUCCGCGGGUUAUGA